Molecule: messenger RNA, 894 nt
Organism: Rotaria sp. Silwood2
Lineage: Eukaryota; Metazoa; Rotifera; Eurotatoria; Philodinida; Philodinidae
Source: the annotation of a GenBank genome assembly
AUGCAAAAUCAACGAAUAGUUUGGAUAGCAUCCAUGCUUAUGAUUGGGCUGGUAUGCUAUUAUUAUUCAAUCAUAUUAUCUUUACCUUCAUCAUCAUUAUCAUCAUCAUCAUCAUCAUCAUUAAUGCCUUCUACGUCACAACUCUCGCAAUACAAGGUGGUGGAAAUGAAUGAUCGUGUUCCAGUCUUCAAAAUGGCAACCGUUGCUGGGCAAAAACCUUAUGCAGACGGUGAUCGAGCCCAAGCCACUGUUAUUAAUAGAGAAUUUGGAUUAUAUGCAGCAGCAUGUAAUUGUCAAGUCUUUUUCUUUGAAGUUCAACCGAGUAUGGUUGAUCUCAUUCGAACAUCGAUUUCACUCAAUAAUUUUUCUACUUCACGUGUUCGAGUUAUACAAAAUGCCGUCAGUGAUUUACCUUCCCAUUCUCAACUAACAUUUUCUCUGAGUGGUGGUACAACAACAAUAUCUAAUGGAACGUUGCGUGCAUCUACGAUUCGUCUUGAUGAUGUUGAAUGGCCACCACAAUCGUCUAUUCUUAUGUUAAAAAUCGAUGUCGAAGGUUUCGAACUAAAUGCACUUCGUUCGGCUGAAAAAUUAUUUCAUGAAAAGCGUAUUCAUCAUUUAAUUUUUGAAUACACAGCUUGGUGGACUGAUCGAGCACCACAAAAAGAUCUUAUACCAUUUGUUGAAAAAACUCUUGGUGCGAAACAAUUGUUUGCAUUAGAUCGAACAGGUAAUAGUGUUUAUGGACCACUGACUCGAGAUACAUUAAAUCAAUUUCACGAGGAUCAUGUCAAACGACAUCUUCAAACUGACAUCUAUGCUACUUUUAUAGAAUCAAAUAAAAAAUCUACUUUAAAAGUCCAACCGUACACGUUAGUAUCAUCAUUUGCAUGA